AUGUGGAAACAAAAGCAUGUAAUUUUGAAGAAAGAAGACAUAGUCAAACAACUUACUGAAGUCGAUACAGCCCUUCAAAGGUAUUGCAAUGAAAAUUCGAAAAUCCGAACAGUUAUUUAUAGUGAAGAUGAAUAUGUGAUUAAAUAUCAUCUUCCAGGAAUCAAGCGAAAAGAUGUGGAAGUGCGCAGUAUGUAUCGCCUUCUAUACAUUCAUGUUGCAAAACCAGAUCCUGAACAAACUCUUGUAGAUGUUGUAUCAUUACCUGAUUUUCUAAAUUUUACCGACGCCUAUUGGAAUUUGGAGGGUGAUUUUUUAACUAUAACAGUCCCAUAUAAGAUGAAGUUUGGUGAAACGACGGAGAAAAUGUGUGAAUCUGUUAGUGAAAUAAUGAAUAACGUUGUCGAAUAUUACUCUUUUGCCAUUUAUAGCUGGAUGUUGCGU
Molecule: messenger RNA, 441 nt
Organism: Brenthis ino (lesser marbled fritillary)
Lineage: Eukaryota; Metazoa; Arthropoda; Insecta; Lepidoptera; Nymphalidae
Source: the annotation of a GenBank genome assembly